Bathycoccus prasinos is the source of this 2646-nucleotide messenger RNA. RefSeq lists its product with no specific name. Lineage: Eukaryota; Viridiplantae; Chlorophyta; Mamiellophyceae; Mamiellales; Bathycoccaceae. The record is from RefSeq and is a predicted model, not a curated record. The transcript has a single exon. Bases 1 to 2646 code for a protein of 881 amino acids.
AUGAGGAGUUUUGGAACGACUCCGACGACGAACGAAAAGAACGAGAACAGGAAGAACGAAAGUUUUAAGAACCAUCCUUUUUUCUUGGAAAGAAGAAGAAGAAGAAGCGAUGAUGAUUUUGCGAAGAAGCAUUACCCAAAGUCUCGUCUGUGUUUUGAUUUGAGCGAAAACAACACCAAGAACAAGAACAACAACAGCGCAUCUUCUCCUCCACCACCACCGUUUCCUUCUUCUCAGAUGCCGUUAUCCUCCCCCGUCGAUGGGAGUGGUAAUGAUGGGGGUGAUUUCGUGCCCGUUUUGAUUCCUUCUUUAUCUUUAUCUUCGUCUUCGUCUUCCGCGAAUGGUGGUGGUGAUGGUGUUGGAACAACACCAACGAGAACAACCGCUGCUUCCUCCUCCUCCUCCUCCUCCUCUCAAACUGCGACGUCUUCGCAGGUGGUUUCGCUACAAGCCGGGGGAGGGAACGCGAAGAAACGAAAAUUACAUUCUCCGCACAAACGCAUCCUCGCGUUCAGUCGGUUUCGCAGAGAGAAGUUGAAAGAAGCCAUGGCGAUGUAUCGCGGGAACGAAGGCGACCGGAUGCUUUCUUUCCUGGUGCAAACGAUCGACCACGUGGCGCGAGAGACGGGCAAAUUUUUACGGUUAUCACCGGCGAAGAUGGUAUUCGUAUUUUUUCGACAGUGCGGGAAGGUUUCCGUGCACGCGAUUGCGUGCGCGUUUGCGAGGUGUUGGAUGGGUAGAUACGCGUACGAAGGCGCGCGGGUGAUGGUUUUCGCGUUAGCGAUGGUGAAAAUGAGAGACGCGGAGGAUAUUCAGCAAGCGCUCACGGGAGCAGGGAAGAGAAUUAAGAAGAAGAUGUCUCCUUCUUCGUUGAAAAAAGCGGGGCAGCGAAAGAGAAAAGCAGCCGCCGGAGCUGGAAAAGGCACGAGUAGCAAUGGUAGUAUUAGUAGCAAAAGAGGAGGAGGAUCGGGGGUUCCGUUCUUGCCGAGUUUGAAAUCGAUAUCACACGUCGUCGCCAACGCGCACAAGUCGUUGAAGCCAAUGUGCGUGGAUCUCGCUGUUACGCACGCGCAGGUUUUAGCCGUGCGACUGGUUCUUAAACUCGUCGCUCCGAGGAAGAAACGGUCGAUUGAGUAUUCUUUGCGUGUUGCGCCGGUGAUGACGUCGUAUAUUUUACUCAAGCAAAAGCACAAACUUCUCUACGCGGACAAACCGGGCAAAAGAGCUUUGAGUUGGGACCAACAACACGAGUGGGGCGCGGAACAAAUGACAGAAAUCAUCGCCGAUUUUGGAGGAUUUUAUAGAAAGGUUGGCCAAAUUGCCGGCACGGCGUCGCAAAUGAUGCCGAGACCGUACGUGGAGAAAUUUUCGAAAACGAUGGACGAUAAUCCGCCGACGCCGUUUUAUAUAGUCCGGAAAAUUUUAGAAACUGAGUUGGGAGGGCCGCUGGGCAGUCACUUCUCCGAACUUUCGAGAAACGCGUGCGCGACGGCUUCGAUCGCGCAGGUGCACUUUGGACGCUUAUUAGACGGAAGAGAAGUCGCGGUGAAAGUACAAACGGCGAAUUACGAGAAUGUCAUUGCCGAUUUGAAAGCGCUUUUACGAACGGCGCGAACGAUGAAAAAAUUACGUUUGGAUAACGGCAUGGAUUUACCGACGAUUUUUGAGGCGUAUUUGGACGUCAUCGACGAAGAAUUUAAUUUCAAAAUAGAACACGAGAAGAUUGAUUAUUUCGGUAAGUUGUUCGAGCAGACGCCGGAGAUUUGUGACAAGGUGUGCGCGCCUCGCGUCGUCGCGUCGACGAGAAAAGUUUUAGUCAUGCGACGCGUUCGAGGCGCAAAAUUGUUGACUAUUUUCAAUCGAGCGCGGCAAAACGGGAAACGUCCGCGGUGUCCGCAACAAGUUUCUAGAACGCACUCGUAUUACGGCGGCGACGGUUGGAACGGUGUCUUCUUUUCCAUUUUCCGAGCGUGGGGGGAGAUGAUGCUCACGUGUGGUCAUUUUCAUUCCGAUCCGCACCCGGGGAAUUUUAUUUUGAGAGGCGAUGGGAAGUUGUGCAUUCUCGAUUGGGGACAAACAAAACGAGUUGAUGAUAAGGAGCGUUUGCACAUGUGUAGAUUGGCGUUGAGAAUGUCCACGGAAGAUUACAACGGCAUCGCUUCGGAAGUUCGCGCCCACGGUUCCGUACUCGUGGAGAAACCAACCAACGAAGCGUUAGUCGCGUUAUCCUACGCGUACUUUGACACCAGACCGUCCGCGUUAGCCGAAAUGAACAUGCUGGAUUUAGAAAAUUCGCCGUUCACGAAGAAUAAAAUCACGCAAAACACUCGCGAAGGCUUCUUUGCCAUCCGAGGGGUGUUUUUACUCCGCGGCAUGUUGGCCACGUGCGGGGAACAAAUGAGUAUGGUCGAGCACUGGCAAGACGUGGCUAUUGCAAACUUACGAGACGCCGGAGAAUGGUACCCUGGAAGAUUUCGAAGAAUCACGACUCGGAUAGUAAACAAAGCCGCGUUACAAACGCAACGCACGUUUAACUUUGGCUCUGGAGCGAAAAUGAACGAAGUCGAAGCGUACGCGCAAGAGCGCAAAUCAAAAGAGACUUCCUCGUCCAAACCGGCGUACACGAGCUUUUCCAGUUUAUGGUAG